AUGUGCACACAGGAGGGUUUCCAGGCGCAGAGGAGUCAGUUGGUGAGGCUGCUGGUCUCAGGAUCCCUGGAGGGCUUCGAAGGUGUCCUGGACUGGCUGCUGUCCUGGGAAGUCUUGUCCUGGGAGGACUAUGAGAGCCUCAGCCUUCUGGGCCAGCCCCUCUCCCACUUGGCCAGACGCCUCCUGGAUACGGUGUGGAAUAAGGGGGCUUGGAGCUGUAAGCAGCUCAUUGCAGCUAUUCAGGAGGCCCAGGCCAAUAGCCAGCCCCUCGAGUUGCAUGGACUCUGGGACCCACAAUCACCCUGCCCAGCCCGCAACCUGCAGAGUCACCGGCCAGCCAUUGUCAGGAAACUCUGCAGCCACGUGGAGGGCAUGCUGGACCUUGUGCAGGAGCAGGGCUUCAUCAGCCAGUAUGAAUGUGAUGGCAUCAGGCUGCCCAUUUUCACGUCAACCCAGCGGGCAAGAAGGCUGCUGGAUCUUGCCACAGUGAAGGCCAAUGGAUUGGCUGCCUUCCUUCUACAACAUGUUCAGGAAUUACCGGUGCCAUCAGUCCUGUCCUCCGAGGAUGCUGCCUGUAAGAAGUACAUGGCCAAGCUGAAGACUACAGUGUCUGCCCAAACUCGCUACUUGAGUAGCUACGAUGGAGCAGAGAACUUGUGCCUAGAGGACAUAUAUACAGAGAACGGCCUGGAGCUGCAGACGGAUGCUGGCAUGGCUGGACUCUCGCAGCAGAACCCAGCCACCGUGGGCCUGGAGGAGCUCUUCAGUCCCCAUGGCCCUCUCAAUGAAGAUGCGGACACAGUGCUAGUGGUGGGCGAGGCGGGCAGUGGCAAAAGCACACUCCUGCAGCAGCUGCACUUCCUGUGGGCUGCAGGCCGGGACUUCCAGGAGUUUCUCUUUGUCUUUCCAUUCAGCUGCCGGCAACUGCAGUGUGUGGCAAAACCGCUCUCUGUCCAGAUGCUGCUUUUUGAACACUGCUGCUGGCCUGAUGUCGGCCAACAGGACGUCUUCCAGUUCCUCCUUGACCACCCUGACCGCGUGCUGCUAACCUUCGAUGGCUUUGACGAGUUCAGGUACAGGUUCACCGAUUGUGAGCGUCAUUGUUCUCCAGUCAACCCCAUGUCUGUCCAGAACCUGCUCUUCAACCUUCUGCAGGGCAACUUGCUGAAGAAUGCCCGCAAGGUGCUGACCAGCCGUCCAGAUGCAGUGACAGCUUUCCUCAGGAAGUAUGUCCGCACGGAGCUCAAGGUCAAGGGUUUCUCGGAGGAGGGCAUUGAGCUGUACAUGCGGAAGCACCAUCGGGGGCCUGGGGUAGCAGACCGCCUUGUCCACCUGCUCAAAGCGACCUCAGCCUUGCAUGGUUUGUGCCACCUUCCUGUCUUCUCAUGGAUUGUGUCCAAAUGCCACCAGGAGCUGUUGCUGCAGGGUGGGGGCUCCCUGAAGACCAGUACAGACAUGUACCUGCUGAUCCUGCAGCAUUUUCUGCUGCAUUCCUCCCCACCAGACACAACCCGCAGCAGCCCAGGACCCAGCCUCCUUAGUGGCAGGCUCACCACACUCCUGCACCUCGGCUGCCUGGCUCUCUGGGGCUUGGGCAUGUGCUGCUAUGUGUUCUCAGCCAAGCAGCUUCAGGCAGCGCAGGUAGACACUGAGGACAUUUCUCUGGGCUUCCUGGUGCGUGCCAAAAGCACUGUGCCAGGGAGCUCGGCACCCCUGGAGUUCCUGCACAUCACCUUCCAGUGUUUUUUUGCUGCGUUCUACCUCGUGCUGAGUGCUGACCUGCCGCCUACCAUACUCAGACACCUCUUCAACUGCCAAAGGCCAGGUGGCUCCCUGCUGGCCAGGCUACUGCCCAUGCUAUGUGUCCCGGGCUCUGAGCACAAGGAGGGCACCGUGGUAUCUUUGCUGCAGGAGGCUGAGCCACACAACCUCCAGAUCACGGCAGCCUUUGUGGCAGGGCUAUUGUCCCAGGAGCACCGGGGUCUGUUGGUCGAGUGCCAGGCUUCUAAGAAGGCCCUGCUCCGGCGCCAUGCCUGUGCCCGGUGGUGUCUGGCCCACAGCCUCCGCAAGCACUUCCACUCCAUCCCACCUGCUGUGCCUGGUGAGGCCAAGAGCAUGCACGCCAUGCCUGGCUUCCUGUGGCUCAUCCGGAGUCUGUACGAGAUGCAGGAGGAGCGGCUGGCCCGGGAGGCCGCAUGUGGGCUGGACGUCGAGCACCUGAAGCUGACCUUCUGCAGUGUCGGCCCCACUGAGUGUGCGGCCCUGGCUUUUGUGCUGCGGCAUCUCCGGCGGCCCGUGGCCCUGCAGCUGGACUACAACUCCGUGGGUGACGUUGGCGUGGAGCAGCUGCUGCCUUGCCUUGGGGUCUGCAAAGCUCUCUACUUGCGAGAUAACAAUAUCUCAGACCGAGGCAUCUGCAAGCUCAUUGAACGCGCUCUUCACUGUGAGCAGCUGCAGAAAUUAGCUCUCUUCAACAACAAAUUGACUGAUGGCUGUGCACACGCCAUGGCCCAGCUCCUUGCAUGCAAGCAGAACUUCUUGGCGUUGAGGCUGGGGAAUAACCACAUCACUGCUUCAGGGGCCGAGGUGCUGGCCCAGGGGCUCCAGGACAACACCUCCCUCCAGUUUCUGGGGUUCUGGGGCAACAAGGUGGGUGACAAGGGGGCCCAGGCUUUGGCUGAAGCCUUGAGUGACCACCAGAGCUUGAAGUGGCUCAGCCUGGUAGGGAACAACAUUGGCAGUGUGGGUGCCAAAGCCUUAGCACUGAUGUUGGAAAAGAACGUGGUACUGGAAGAACUCUGCCUGGAGGAGAAUCAUCUCCACGAUGAAGGUGUGUGUUCUCUCGCUGAAGGACUUAAGAGAAAUUCAAGUUUGAAAGUCCUGAAGCUGUCCGACAACUUCAUCACCUGCGCUGGGGCAGAAGCCCUCCUGCAGGCCCUUGGAAGGAAUGAUACCAUCCUGGAAGUCUGGCUCCGAGGGAACACUUUGUCUCCAGAGGAAAUGGAGACGCUCAGCCGUAAGGACUCCAGACUCUUGCUUUGA
Orycteropus afer afer is the source of this 3042-nucleotide messenger RNA. It is a transcript of the gene NOD2, whose product is annotated as nucleotide binding oligomerization domain containing 2. NCBI's taxonomy places the organism in Eukaryota, Metazoa, Chordata, Mammalia, Tubulidentata, Orycteropodidae. The transcript has 11 exons. Gene Ontology annotation, biological process: regulation of apoptotic process. Gene Ontology annotation, molecular function: protein binding. The record is from RefSeq and is a predicted model, not a curated record. Bases 1 to 3042 code for a protein of 1013 amino acids.